Molecule: messenger RNA, 435 nt
Organism: Punica granatum (pomegranate)
Lineage: Eukaryota; Viridiplantae; Streptophyta; Magnoliopsida; Myrtales; Lythraceae
Source: RefSeq, a predicted model, not a curated record
AUGGGAUCGAACCAGACAUCUGAUGCAAUUCAGCUCUAUACAUGUGCCCUUGCACUGCGUGGAGAUAGUGCGACUUACUAUGUCGACAGGGCAGCUGCUUUCACUGAGAUCGGUGAGUACAAUGAAGCCUUUGAAGACUGUCUUGCUGCCAUUCACUUUGACCCCAAAUACUGGAAUGCAUACAAUCGUCUUGGUCCUGUAUACUAUGCUCUCGGGAAGUACAGUGAAGCUAUUGAAAGAUCAACGUAUCAUUGUGCUCAGGCUUGGGCGUCUUUGACACCUGCGAACAUUCCGUCGUCAGUCAUAGGAAAUACAUAUAGACAAUUUGUUGCCACCUUCUCCUGGAGGGACUCUGGUCUCAGUCGUCUUCAACUUGAACAGAGCGACAGCGGGAGACAACAUGGGAUGGCCAGAAUCGACCAAAGUGGGGAUUGA